Pelodiscus sinensis (Chinese soft-shelled turtle) is the source of this 930-nucleotide messenger RNA. Its product is annotated as olfactory receptor 5V1-like. The record is from RefSeq and is a predicted model, not a curated record. Gene Ontology annotation, biological process: G protein-coupled receptor signaling pathway. Gene Ontology annotation, molecular function: G protein-coupled receptor activity; olfactory receptor activity. Lineage: Eukaryota; Metazoa; Chordata; Testudines; Trionychidae. Gene Ontology annotation, cellular component: membrane.
AUGGCGGAAAGAAGAAACCAAACACCCAUCACCGAAUUCAUUCUCUUAGGAUUUGGGAAUGGCCCUGAACUGCAGCCCCUCCUCUUCCUGGUGUUUCUGAUGAUCUACUUUGCCACCGUGGCUGGGAAUAUUCUUAUUGUUCUACUAGUGGUGGCUGAUCGGCACCUUCACACCCCCAUGUACUACUUCCUGGGCAACUUGUCUUGCUUGGAGACUUGCUAUGCAUCAACUAUCCUGCCCAGAAUGCUGGCCAGUCUCCUGACUGGGGACAGGACCAUCUCUGUUAAGGGCUGCCUGGUGCAACUAUGUAUCUUUGGUAUCAUGGCAGCGAUAGAAAAUCUGCUGCUCACGGCCAUGUCAUACGAUCGGUAUCUAGCCAUCUGCCACCCCCUCCACUACGGCCAGCUCGUGGCAGGGGCCUGGAUCAGCAGUUUUCUGUUCUGCACCAUGGUCAAUAUUUUCUUGUUCCAAUUAACAUUCUGUGAUUCCAACGAAAUUGACCAUUUCUUCUGUGAUUUUACACCUGUCGUAAAGGUGUCCUGUAGUGACACCCGGUCAGUGCAACUGGUGACAUUUAUUAUCUCUGCCAUAGUGACCCUGGUACCCUGUCUCCUGACCCUGACGUCCUACGUUUGCAUCAUCACCACCAUCCUGAGAAUCCCUUCCACUAGAGGGAGGCAAAAGGCCUUUUCCACCUGCUCCUCCCACCUCAUCGUGGUAAUAAUUUUCUAUGGGACUCUCAUUGCUGUCUAUGUGGCUCCAACAACCAACACUCCCAAGGUCCUACAUAAACUAUUCUCUGUCUUCUACACAGUCCUAACUCCCCUGAUCAAUCCCAUCAUCUACAGCCUGAGAAACAAGGAGGUCAAAGAGUCCCUGAGAAAAGCUCUUCUGAAACUGGCUGCUGUCAGAAACAGGCACAGAAGGUGA